AUGGCGAAGGUGAAGAUGAAUGCGCUUUCGACCUGCCGUUCCGCGCCGGAAGUGAGCUUUAAAGCUCGCUACAAGGAAAGGGACGCUGAUGAGGCGGCGCCGGGGCCUGGGAAGUAUGGUGUUCCCAGUUGUGACGUCAAGUACCGAAGGACACUGGAUGUGUCGUUUGGAGCCUCAUCCAGGCUGAUGAACAAGAAGUGGAGUGGUGGUGCACCUGGGCCUGGGGCCUAUACCCCCUUCAUGCCCAACCAGUCGGGUCGCACGUGUAGCUUUGGCACUGGGCCACGCUUACCCAAGGCGAAGGAAACCGAUGGGCCUCCGCCUGGGAACUACCCCUUGCGGAGCAGCCUGAACACAAAGGCAGUUUACUUCGCAGGGAAACCAGAAGGAAAGGAGGGCACUGGCAAGAGUCCCGACCCGGGCGCCUACAAGCUGAACAUGACCCAGGUCUACAAGACCCAGCCUGUGCCGUUCUUUGGUUCAGAAUCCAGGGAAAAGGCGCUAAUGAAGCCAUCCAAUGGUGCGCCAGGGCCAGGGCACUACCCGCUGAUGAAGGAACUUGGUGGCAAUGUCACCACCCGAAUCAGUCCCUCAUUCUCCUUUCAGGGUCGGCGGAAGCCGCCGAGGUCGGACAAGGAUACGGCUCCUGG
Cladocopium goreaui is the source of this 650-nucleotide messenger RNA. The record is from the annotation of a GenBank genome assembly. Lineage: Eukaryota; Dinophyceae; Suessiales; Symbiodiniaceae.